Messenger RNA from Rhinocladiella mackenziei CBS 650.93, 1164 nucleotides. RefSeq lists its product as uncharacterized. Gene Ontology annotation, molecular function: four-way junction DNA binding. Gene Ontology annotation, cellular component: replication fork; Rad51B-Rad51C-Rad51D-XRCC2 complex; centrosome. Bases 1 to 1164 code for a protein of 387 amino acids. Gene Ontology annotation, biological process: double-strand break repair via homologous recombination; DNA strand invasion. Lineage: Eukaryota; Fungi; Ascomycota; Eurotiomycetes; Chaetothyriales; Herpotrichiellaceae. The transcript is spliced from 2 exons. The record is from RefSeq and is a predicted model, not a curated record.
AUGUCGGCCAAACAAUACGGAGCCAAACUCCUCGAGGAGGUGGAGGAGCAAAGUCUCGAACAGUUCCUUGCAGAUAUUAGGCAUGCAGCACGUCCUCAGCCCAAAAACGUGCUCGGUGUUCCAGGACUGGACAAAUUGCUCGAGAUCUUUCGCUUCCGUGCUCAACCAGCCGGACGGCAACCGGGAUGGCCAUCACCAACCGCUGUGAGCACCGCUCUUGGAGACCAGGUUGAUGAACUCAAUGAUCACGAGCAUGCCAGUACAAAUAUCGAUGGACAUGAAGAGUUCGCACAAAUUUCCAAACCUCGACUCGCAACCAUCGAACUGACCAGCAGAAAAUCUGCUUCCGGAAAGACGAUGUUGCUCCAUUACCUCUCCGCCCUAUCCAUCCUCCCAAGAGACCUGGGUGGUAAAGAAUCUACAAUCGUAUACAUUGACAAUGAUGGCCGCUUCUCUGCUGCUCGUCUCUUGCAGAUGAUGCAACAUCACAUCCAAACGCGACCAGCGGACAUCCCUGAAACCAGGGUCAAGCAGACGGCCAUGGAAGCCCUGAAUCACGCCCACAUCUUCCGCCCACAAUCUUCCGCCCAGCUUAUCUCCAUCUUGGAUUCUCUUCCCACAUAUCUCUUGGACCGGUCGCAACACUUGUCGAUUCAUCGAUCGCUCAGUCUCAUUAUCAUCGACUCCGCGACCGCGUUCUACUGGCAAGACAGAUUCGAUCAGGACAUGGCAAGACUGGAGUCGCCCGGUGUCUCAGGUGGCCAAUCUAAAGCGUCGGAGAUCAUCGACAGGCUAAAAGCUUUACAGGAGAGAUUUGAGUGUUGCGUCGUGUUCAGCACGACUCCUAUAUCUCCUCCAGCAAAGCGACCCGACGGCUUCCAUCCAACGGCUGCAUCAGGGCCGACGUCCCCUUUCCUUACACCGUGGACGUCGUACGCGACAUUGACACUCACGCUUUCUCGGACGUCAGUUCCUCAGUUUCCGCCGCAGAUGUCGCUUGAAGAGUGCCUUCGAGAUGCCGACAAGAGAUUUAAGGCCGUAAGGAACACGACGUUUGUGGCGGAUGUAGACUGGAGCGCCAACCAAGCAGCGAGAGUGAGAGGAACAACCGGCGAAGAGGGGUUCCGAUUUCGGAUUGGGGAGAUGGGCUUUGAGGCUGUGUAA